This is a messenger RNA of Galleria mellonella (greater wax moth), 1405 nucleotides long. RefSeq lists its product as uncharacterized. Lineage: Eukaryota; Metazoa; Arthropoda; Insecta; Lepidoptera; Pyralidae. Bases 210 to 440 code for a protein of 76 amino acids. The record is from RefSeq and is a predicted model, not a curated record. The transcript has 3 exons.
UAGUUAACGGCGAGACAGGUCCAACGGAGCGCCAUUACGCGUAGACACAACUUUCCCUUCCACUACGCUCGCCUGUCGUAACCGCUCGACCACUUCCCACCCAUCACGAAACACCAGUCCGUGUUCGCUUCACAAACAUAAUACACCAGUUUAUUUGGUCGUUGUAUUCCAACGGAAUCUCGCUGUGACGAAACCAGUGCUAUAUUACUAUGGAGUGUCUGAAAUACUUUAUGUUGAUGCUGGUGGUAGUUCUUUGCACGCUAUCAUCAGCGCGCGCCAUCAUCCCGCAGCCGAGGGCGCCCAAUUUCCAGUACUUUGAAAGGCCCAACUAUCGAUACCCAUACUACGACGAGAACGGGCGAGGCAAGCUGCUCUACGGCUACGGAGGGCCCGAGCUGUACCAGUACAAGUCCUACUCGCCGCUAGAGGGCAUACACUAGGGGAACCGAGCUGUGUCUCGACAAAUACAACAUUAGACAAGGUGAUUGGAAAGGUACUAUGUAAUUAUGUACCUAUUUGAUGUAUAAUGAAGAACACCGAUGUAUUCAUUAAUAGUUAUUCGUAUGUGGGUACUAAAGAAUGAAAAAUUCGGUAAUGAAUAAUAAUAGGUACUUGUUAUUAUAGAGACAAGAUCUAAUUCUCCUGCCAUUAGUGCGAGUUUAAUACAUUCAGGUACUGAGAGCCUACCAUGAAACGUUUUCUGAAAUUGCAGGGCCGAACGAAACAAAAGUUUGACGUCAAUAUUACAUAAUACGGACCAUUUAAAAAAAAAAAAAUGUUGAAAUAUCGUUCCAUUGGACUUUUAUGGUAGGAUUUAUGACGAACAAAAGCUUCAUUUACUGUACAGAUUUCGGUAUGAACAACAACACGAAAUGGAGUCGGAAAAUUCGAAAUUUCACUUCAUGGUAGGCCCACUAAACGUACUAAACGCAAUAGUAACAUUAAUCUUUGUACAAGUACAACUCACACUAGGAGUUUGGAGCGAGUGACACUAGUUACUCUGUAUAUAGAAACAUUACAAAUAAUAAUAAUAAUAGAAUGUUACUAGUACCCUGGUCUCACACGUAUUCCUUUUCAGUCUUCGGACGUUUAGUCCUUUUAAAUUUAUUAUUAUAAGUAUUGUCUUCUUCUUAUAAAAAAAUAAAAUCUUGGUUAAUUGAUAGAUUUGUGUUCCAAGCUUACUUGAUGGAAAUUUAUAAUCGUUGUUUAUAAACAUGAACAGCACCGUGGACUGUUCACCUCCCGUUUAUUAUAGUUCUAUCACGAUAUAUUAUUUUACAAUAUCACAGCGAACAGUAAAUAUGAAUGAGUCGAUAUUAUUUAAAUUAGGGAUAUAAGGUGUAAGAAAUUUUGUAAAUAUAUUUUUUAUGCAAAAUAAAUAACUACAAUUAAAAACAAUUGUUUU